CGGUGUCCCAGGAGGACAGAGUUUGCAUUGAUGAAAACCCUUCCCAGCUCUUUGAAGCCUCUUUCCCGCUGCCUGAGCCCAGCCGCUUAGUCCUCCGUGUCCCACACACUGCUCACUCUCUGCCAGGAUGGCAUCUUGUCCGGCCCUGCACAUGGCGCUGCUGCUCAUCUCUGGGGUCCUGGCCCCUGCAGUGCUCACAGCAGAGGGUCCCCAGGGGCCCGACCCCACCCUGUGGAAUGAGCCCAUUGAAUUGUCCUCGGGUGAAGGUCCUCUGGAGAGCACCAGCCACAGCCAGGAAUUUGUAGUCUCCGGCCCUCCGUUCCCCACCUCUGCGCCAGGACCGGAGGACAGCACCCCUCCCGCAGGGUCGGACCAGGAUGGAGGAUCGCUUGGACCAGGCGCCAUUGCAGCCAUCGUGAUCGCCGCCCUGCUGGCCACCUGCGUGGUGCUGGCACUCGUGGUGGUCGCGCUGAGAAAGUUUUCCGCUUCUUGAAGCCAAUAAAGGAGCCGCGCCGGCCCGCCCGCGGCGACUCUGCA
Molecule: messenger RNA, 537 nt
Organism: Meriones unguiculatus (Mongolian gerbil)
Lineage: Eukaryota; Metazoa; Chordata; Mammalia; Rodentia; Muridae
Gene: Snorc
Product: secondary ossification center associated regulator of chondrocyte maturation
Exons: 3
Coding region: 128-493 (121 amino acids)
Biological process (GO): cartilage development
Cellular component (GO): cell periphery
Source: RefSeq, a predicted model, not a curated record